AUUUCAUUGGUUUGUUAAAGCAUGACUUAUGUAGCUUUGCUUCAAAAUAUACGUGUUUAGGAGAAUAUGUAGGAGUCAUCGGAAUGUGGAUUAUAAACUUAAUUGUGUGUCUAACUAUCGUUCUUCAAAAGUUGCAACCUAUGUUUAUAAAUAAUAGCAUUAUUCGAUAAUGAAAACAAAAAAAUAGAUAGCAUCGCAUGAUUAGUAGUGAAAAAAGUGAUAUUCAACGAGAUAUGUUUUAUGCCUUUUAAUGUGAACAGGUUAUGAACGUAGGUGGAACAUAUUGGCAUGCAAAAAAAAAAAAGAAAAUAAAGAGAAAGAAAGAAGAACCGGUGUGACGACUUUCGAAACGUCUGUUUAUGUGGAAAAAAAAAAGAAGAAAGGAAAGAGGUGGAGAUAAAAACAGUCAGGAAGAAAAAAGAAAUAGUUAGGAGUUUAUAUGCGACGCACGCGUGUAGAAUACAUGUAUGUGAUUUUCCGCAAAUUAGCCGCAUACGUACACAGUAAUAGAUUAAUCCAAACGAUAUUCAUUUAAACGUAAUGUUAAAAACGUAAUAAAAAACGAAUAUGUAAAAAUACGUUUAAAAAAACUUUACUUUAGUGGUGUGCAAUCAUCGUUGGUGGAUGCUGUUUAUGUGCAUAGAGAUAUCUAUAUAUAUAUAUAAAUAAAUAUAUAUAUAAAAAUAUAUAUAUAUACAUAUAAUAUUUUUUCUUUUAACGUGAUACGAAAAACUGAAAAAUGUUAAAUCAAGCGGUCGUCGAGGCCCUAUAUUCAGCAACUUAUAUCGAAAAUUAUUUGGAUUGUGUUGAAAAUCUACCAAACGAUUUGCAGAGAUAUGUUUCGCGUCUUCGAGAAUUAGAUGCUACUUGUCAAACAUAUUUAAGAGAAGUAGACCAACAACAGGAUACACUAAGAAAUGAUAUAGACUCGACUGUGAGAAGAAAAGCACUUGCAAGGGUUCAACAAGCACUUAUUGCUGCUCAAGAAAUAGGAGAUGAGAAAUUACAAAUUGUACAACAAGUUCAAGAUUUAAUAGACAGUAAAUCUAGACAGCUUGAUGUAGAUUAUCGUAAUUUAGAUUUUGGUAAAGAACAAGAGAACUGUGAAUCCAAUCGUGAAUCAAAUGCGAAUAUUAAUUCCAACUCUUCGACCAAUGCUAAUAAUGCUGAACGUUUACCAAAGCGAGCUAGAAGAACAAGAACAGAGACACUGGUCGAAUCAGGACAUGCCAUGGAUAUGAUCGUAGUAUCUGAAACAAGAUCCAAUACUUUGACCAAUGCAAGUAAUGGUAAUCAAAAGAAAACUACGACAACUAAUACAGGUAAAAAGAAGAAAAGGAAAUCUAGGCAAGGCAAUCAACAUAAUCAACAUAGGGAGGAUACUCCACCACCAUUGGAAGAUGAUCUUGCGAUAGAUCCAGAUGAACCAACGUAUUGUCUUUGCGACCAAAUUUCCUAUGGAGAAAUGAUACUUUGUGAUAACGAUUUAUGUCCGAUAGAGUGGUUCCACUUCUCUUGUGUGUCACUCAGUACUAAACCAAAAGGAAAAUGGUUUUGCCCAAAGUGUCGAGGAGAUCGUCCAAACGUCAUGAAACCAAAAGCACAAUUUUUGAAAGAACUUGAAAGGUACAAUAAAGAAAAAGAAGAGAAAUCGUAGCAGACAAAGUAUGCUUCAAGGUUUUAAGAAUCAAAAAUAAUUGGGUGCAAAACAAUAUUUAAUGUAAUUAGAAUCCAAUUUAAUUUCUAGGAAUGUUUAUUUA
Molecule: messenger RNA, 1760 nt
Organism: Polistes canadensis
Lineage: Eukaryota; Metazoa; Arthropoda; Insecta; Hymenoptera; Vespidae
Product: inhibitor of growth protein 1
Exons: 3
Coding region: 740-1657 (305 amino acids)
Biological process (GO): positive regulation of DNA-templated transcription
Cellular component (GO): nucleus
Source: RefSeq, a predicted model, not a curated record